Molecule: messenger RNA, 1620 nt
Organism: Laetiporus sulphureus 93-53
Lineage: Eukaryota; Fungi; Basidiomycota; Agaricomycetes; Polyporales; Laetiporaceae
Product: glycoside hydrolase family 13 protein
Exons: 13
Coding region: 1-1620 (539 amino acids)
Biological process (GO): carbohydrate catabolic process
Molecular function (GO): alpha-amylase activity; calcium ion binding
Source: RefSeq, a predicted model, not a curated record
AUGCGUGCCAUCCUGCAUGCGCUGUCCUUUCUGAGCCUUUGCACGUCUGUUUUCGCUGCAACAGCGGAACAAUGGAGGAGCCGUUCGAUAUACCAGAUCAUAACUGACCGAUACGCGCUCUCGAAAGGGGCCAAUCGCGAUGCGUGCGACCCGGGCGAUCAAACCUGGUGCGGUGGAACGUGGAACACCACCCGGGAAAAUUUGGACUACAUACAGAACGCUGGGUUCACUGCCGUCUGGAUCAGCCCUGUGUCCCAGAAUUACGAGGGCCCUCGCACCAGUUAUGGAGAUGCGUACCACGGCUACUGGAUUGCGGAUGUGACGGAGCUGAACAAUCGUUUCGGGACCUCGGAUGACCUGAAGGCACUCUCAGCGGAACUGCAUCGGCGGGGAAUGUACCUCAUGGUAGAUGUAGUUGUCAACAACGUCAUGGGCACUUCCAUAAUGCCGGAUCUGUCAACCUACUACUUCAAAGAGCAGUCACAAUACCACCCGUAUUGUCCUAUCCAGUGGGGCAACACGACCAGCGAGCAAGAUUGUUGGCUGGGCGAUAAGGUGGUGACUCUUCCCGAUCUGAAUACCCAAGACCCGACUGUUGUUUCUGGAUAUACCGCGUGGAUCAAAGCGCUCGUCAGCGAGUACGAGAUCGACGGAUUGCGCAUUGACGGCGAGCUAUCUUCAUCGCAUGUCAACAUGGAUUUUUGGCCGAAGUUCUCUAGUGCAGCCGGGGUAUUCUGUAUCGGUGAAGUCUUUGAUAGCGACGUUGCCCAAGCGGCGCAGUGGCAAGGAACUGAUGCCCUCGACUCCAUCCUGAACUACCCCAUGUACGGCGCGCUGGUGGAUGCGUUCGGCAUUCCUGGUUCGCUCAAUACAAGCGCGCUGACCGAUAUGGUGACACAGUCGCAGAAGACGUUCAAGGAUACCGGGCUGCUGGGCAAUUUCCUAGAGGACCAGGAUGUACCUCGAUGGUCCAAUUUCUCCACGGAUCCGCAGAGCAAGUACAACGCUAUGGUGUUCAAUUUCAUGUCAGACGGGAUUCCGAUUGUAUAUUAUGGCCAGGAGCAGGCGUUCCAUGGUAGUGGUGACCCGUGGAACAGAGAGCCCUUGUGGCCCUCUAACUAUACCAACACUACGACAUAUCAGCUGAUGUCCACGUUGAAUAAGUUCCGCAACUUCCUGAUAAACGGCACCACCGGAUGGCUCAAUUCUUCGAUGGAAAUUCUGACAACAAGCCCAUACGGCAUUGGCAUGAUGAAAGGCGAUGUCGUGUCCAUCCUGACAAACAUCGGUUCUCCUCCGCAGAACGUCAGCAUUGCCGUUUACACACCAUACAAAGAGGAGACGUCCCUUACAGACAUCCUCUCGUGCGAGCAAUAUGCUGUUGGAAGUAAUGGCACUGUGGUGGUCUCAUACACCGAAGGGGGGCAUGCGACGAUCCUCCUGCCAGAUAGGCUGAUGAACGGCUCAGAUCUCUGUGGUUACUAUCCGGGCAGGAUUGAUUGGCUUGGAGAGACUGUGUCAACGCAAGCGGCAUCAGGCGCUCAGUUCGUGUCUGGUUCGGCAUCCAUAUUCAUACUUUCUGUCCUUUUGGGUAUAUGUACCAUCCUUGUAAUGUCGUAG